Messenger RNA from Cetraspora pellucida, 210 nucleotides. Lineage: Eukaryota; Fungi; Glomeromycota; Glomeromycetes; Diversisporales; Gigasporaceae. The record is from the annotation of a GenBank genome assembly.
AUGUGUGAUAAAUUCAUACUUAAAAAAUUAAUACCAGAUUUUGUAAACUCAAUAUUAAUAUCAGUAACAAGCUCUCUUGUUACUUCAAUGACAUGUUUAAACAAUAAUGCUUUUGCAAAAAGUUAUAUGUUAUUUUCAAAUUUAUCUGAAUCAUCUAAAAAUCUUUUUUUACAUCUAAGUCAUAUUUACAAAAAGAAUAAUUCUGGCUAA